GGCUGCAUGGAUGGGCAGGGAGUUUUUGCACAGAACAGAACCAUACCGCCAAACCAAAACCUUAUGCGAAGUAUCUAUCUUUUGACGAUAGUGGUCCUGACAGAAAUGAAGCGUUAGCGUUAGUUCUGGCAGGUCACGUGAGUCAAGCUUGCAUCAGCUGAUUCUCAGCUGAUCGUAUCUACCUAUAGGAAUACAACACCUAUCGCGGCAUUCCUAUAUAAGCUCUCUUCCGUAUCAAUCAACAGCUUUUUCCGCUUGCUCAGGAGCAAAUCACCCUCCUCCAUCCCCAACUCCUCCUUUCGCAGUCAGGACUUGUCUUCUGAUAUUCCUUGCUGAAUCAUACUUAAAUGCAUUUAAAUAUCAUUAUGUACAUUUAAUGAUAUCUGCUUGUUCUGUUCUGUUUACCCUAGGGGGGUUAUUAUUGUUGCUCUCCCUGCUCAUUCAUGACAGGCUGCAUGGAUGGGCAGGGAGUUUUUGCACAGAACAGAACCAUACCGCCAAACCAAAACCUUAUGCUAAGUAUAUAUCUUUUGACGAUAGUGGUCCUGACAGAAGUUGAGUUUUUACCAAAAAGUUCUAUUUUGGUUUCAUCUGACCAUAUGACAUUCUCCCAAUCCUCUUCAGACGGGCCUGGACAUGUACUGGCUUAAGCAGGGGGACACGUCUGGCACUGCAGGAUUUGAGGCCUUUGUUACUUUGGUCCCAGCUCUCUGCAGGUCAUUCACUAGGUCCCCCCAUGUGGUUCUGGGAUUUUUGCUCACAGUUCUUAUGAUCAUUUUGACCCCACGGGGUGAGAUCUUGUGUGGAGCCCCAGAUCAAGGGAGAUUGUCAGUGGUCUUGUAUGUCUUCCAUUUUCUAAUAAUUGCUCCCACAGUUGAUUUCUUCACACCAAGCUGCUUACCUAUUGCAGAUUCAGUCUUCCCAGCCUGGUGCAGGUCUACAAUUUUGUUUCUGGUGUCCUUUGACAGCUCUUUGGUCUUGGCCAUGGUGGAGUUUGGAGUUGGACUGUUUGAGGUUGUGGACAGGUGUCUUUUAUACUGAUAACGAGUUCAAACAGAUGCCAUUAAUACAGGUAACGAGUGGAGGACAGAGGAGCCUCUUAAAGAAGUUACAGGUCUGUGAGAGCCAGAAAUCUUGCUUGUUUGUAGGUGACCAAAUACUUUUUACCGAGGAAUUUACCAAUUAAUUCUUUAAAAAUCCUACAAUGUGAUUUUCUGGAUUUUUUUUUUUCUCAUUUUGUCUCUCAUAGUUGAGGUAUACCUACGAUGAAAAUUACAGGCCUCUCCCAUCUUUUUAAGUGGGAGAACUUGCACAAUUGGUGGCUGACUAAAUACUUUUUUGCCCCACUGUAUAUCAUCGCCGACAUAUACAUUGUCAUAUCGCCAUAGCAAGCAGUAAUGAUAGCAAGUUUAAUGAACACAUUUGACUAGCUAGUUGAUAACCAAAAUCUAAAAAAAAAAAAAAACCUAACAAGACUGACUAGUGCUAAUGCUAUGUUCCCCUUGCUAGUGCUCUUUUUUUACCUGCUGGGACAGGUAUGUUUUUUUCCCACAAAAGCAAGAUCACCUUGUUUUAACGUUAAAGUCAUGCACAUAUAACAAUUUCAAGCAUUUUGUAUGGUUUAUACACAACAAAACAGCAUGUAUUUGACUGAAAAUCCAGAAUCACCAACAAGCUAACUGUAAAGAUGUCAUACAGCUGCAGCUCACAUGAAUGAAAGUGGCAUGUCUGAACUAGUUGAUACAGGAAAUCAGCAGUCUAAUAAAGAGGUCGAUUGGCAAAAAGUAUUUUAUGUAUUUGGAAAAUACAAAAAUACUAACAGUAAAUGUAUUUAAAUACAAAAUACAUUAGAUUUUGUCAAAGGUAUUUAAAUAAAAAAUAGUAUUUAGUAUUUCAAAUACGUAUUUUAAAUACAUGUAUUUGAAAUACUGCCCAUCCCUGGUUACAAGACUUUCUGUCCAUUAGGCCACGACUGCCCCCCAUAUAUUAUUAAUUAUAUCAUCUCAUAUAUAAAAUGGUCUCUAUUUGAUGUUUCUGAAACUAGCUUAUAUUAAUUGGAUAUAUUCAGACUGAUAUAAAUACACCAUGUAGAAGGAAGUUAGUGGGAUCCAUCUGCAUGUUUGUAUAUUCCACUAUCUACACUGCUAGAUUAAAACGAAACAGAUGUUUACAUUCAAAUAUCUCUAUGAGUGUGAUCUGUCAUGUGAGUAAGCAAUUGGUGAACUCAUUUGCCCAGAGGACCAUGAGAGCUUUUUAGCAUCUCAGAAAUCAAUAUUGUGAGAUCAAUGGGACUCUGCUGAAGUGCUUUUCCCUAGCACAAUCUGUGUCACACGUACACGGGGACACAAAAGAACCGCAAAAAGGGCCACAAAGACCUCACAUCAAGCUUUGCAGCUGGAAAGAAGACUUAAAAAUAGCAUUCAAAGAGAGCACUUCUAAGGAUAGACUGCAAAAUGACCAACUUUACAGAAGAAGAUCUGGACAACUAUUUGCAAAAUCAGGUGGAUCUCAGGCAUCGUCAGGUUUCAAAGUCCGUGGAAGAUGUGCAGAAAAUCAUAAAAGAUCUUACAGCUGAAGUCAGCUCAAAGGAUGCUCGUUUCCAGUCCAUUGCAAACUCUGGAGUUCAUAAUGCCAGUCUCAAAGUAAUACUUCAUGACCAGCCAGCUUUAGUGUCAAAAUGGUCUGCAUUACUCCGAGGAAGAUGUGCAUACAACCCUGCCAUCCAAGUGCUCACUCCAACUCUGUUCCUGAUUUCAGUGCCCCUACAGGGUCUGAUGGGCUAUAAGGAGAGGCGUGCGCGUCAAUGGCGUUACUACACACUGAGCGGGUCUCGUCUCCUCUCCCCGGUCCGUGAGCCAGAGAAGCUCCACCAGUGGCUGGAGCUGGAGAGUUUCGUCAAUCCGAGUCAGGAGUGGCAUGAUACCCGCAUGACCAUUGAGGGUGAUAUUGUGCCUGCCAAGGUGGUGAACGUCUUCAAAGAGCAACUGGAGGCAUCCAUUAAGACCUGCGGACUAACAAGUAAGGUGAGUGUGCUGGAAUCAGUUGGGUCAGUGGUGCGUGUUGCUGUGGAAACAUCAGAGGCACAAAUUGAGGUGGAAUUGGUUCCUACACUGGAGCUAAUGAACUACUGGCCAAAGAGAGCUAGGUGGCCUCGGCUUUUUCGAAGAUGGCCCUCCGCAGAGCGUGCUCGCUGUAUUAAGUCGUUUGGAUUCAAUCUAAUGGCCACAUCAAACUACCACUGGCUGCUGUCAUUCUCACGAGCAGAGCAGGUGCUGUUGAGCAAUAUAGAUGACGACGGCGGCUGCCGCAGGAAGUGUUAUCGGGUGGUCAGACAGCUCAAGGAGGACGUCUGGUGUCCUGGAAGCAAACCCGUCAUCACUGCCUACCACCUACAGACACUGCUUUUCUGGACAUGUGAGAAGUACCCCUGCACCAGGGACUGGAGAGACUUCAGAGGAUGUGUAUUACGGCUGGUGCAAAAGCUACAUAAGUGUGUUAGCCAGCAUUAUCUCCGGCAUUAUUUUGUACGAUCUCACAACCUCCUGAAAUACAGCAAUACUAAUGAGCUUGAUGACGUGGCAAAGAAGAUCAAUAAUUUCCUGGACAACCCUGGAACAUACGUUCAUUAGAAGCUUCCUUUGUGGGUUAGAUGGCAUAGAUCUAUGUUAGCUGUGCUCUGUUCUGACUGCAUCAUAUUGAUGAGAUGAUCAUGGUAAUAGGCUGUGGUUGGCUAAAGUAAGUAUGCAUGUAUUUCCUUAUGUCUGUCUGAUGCUGAAAU
Messenger RNA from Onychostoma macrolepis, 3778 nucleotides. RefSeq names its product mab-21-like 3 (gene mab21l3). The coding region runs from base 2454 to 3629 and encodes 391 amino acids. The transcript has 7 exons. The record is from RefSeq and is a predicted model, not a curated record. Lineage: Eukaryota; Metazoa; Chordata; Actinopteri; Cypriniformes; Cyprinidae.